Molecule: messenger RNA, 1331 nt
Organism: Trichosurus vulpecula (common brushtail)
Lineage: Eukaryota; Metazoa; Chordata; Mammalia; Diprotodontia; Phalangeridae
Gene: MPLKIP
Product: M-phase specific PLK1 interacting protein
Exons: 2
Coding region: 325-741 (138 amino acids)
Cellular component (GO): centrosome; nucleus; midbody
Source: RefSeq, a predicted model, not a curated record
CGUCCCGGGGCCCUUAAAGGACGUGGCCCCCGUUUAAAACGGGGAGGGAGCUAGUGCUGCCCGCCCGCCUGAGCUGGGGGUGUGUGGAGGAGGGGGUCCCUGCAACGGCGAGAGUGCGUGGAUACCUAGGGGGUCGAGGAAAAGGGCCCCCGACCUCGCCCCAAGAGGGCCCCCCUCUACUGGGCUGCUCCCCGAUGAGGGGGGCGGGACCGGGUCGGCGUCCCGAAGGUGUAGACGGAGCUGGUGUAGACCGGCGCUCCCCGGCCCCUUCUGGGGGUGCGGGCCCCCGCCCCUCAUUUGAAGUUUUUUUUCCUGAGAAAUACAAUGUUUCCAGCGGAUGAUCACGAAGCUGGUCCGUGCCCCGCCCGUCCCCAGGCCCAGCUGCACCGCCAGCUGUGCGUGCUCGGGGGGCCAGCCACUCCGGGCUGCGGUUUUGCCCGAGCAGGCCGCGAACGGGCCGCCUCGUUACGCGUUUCGGGCAGGGUGCUGGCUUCUGCCCCUGCGCGGAGCGGGAACAACUUGGGAAAUAGCCCGCAGGGUUCACCCAGGACGUCUACACCAUUUGGUUCAGCGCGUGGCAAAGAGAAAAGAGUAUCUAAUGAUGUGGAAAACUAUUUCAAACCUUCAAUGCUUGAGGACCCCUGGGCAGGACUAGAACCCGUUUCUGUAACAGAUGUAAACCAAAAAUACAACAAUGAGCAAACGGUGUUCACUGGCAAAAGGGGGAGAUAUUUUAGUUAAACGUUUCUAAAGUUCCAAUGGAGCUCUGAUCUGUCAGAAAAAGAACAAGACAUCUUUAUUUAAACAAUAACAAAGUUGUACUCCACUGCCACCUGGAUACAAAUGCUGCCUCUGAAGAUCACCAGCAAUUGAUUUAAAGAGAUUUUGAUAUAUUUCAUGCCUCACGUGGGCCCUGUGCUCUACUUCUCUUGUGGACUAGUAAAGUACCCCUAAUUUUUUUUAACAUUUGUAGUAAGAGCUUUGUAUGUCCUUAUUUUGUAAUGUUUUCUUCGUGAAGCUUUUCAGAUGUUCUAUCAACAGAAUUUGGAGCUCAUGAAAUAGCCUAUUUUGUAAAUAUCAUGCUAUUCGUCUUUUGUAAUUUUAACAAAAUGUUCUACUUACACCAUUUCAGGAAAGAACUGUUGCAGUCUUUGGAAAUGAAAUUGUUAAACUAAUAAUGCACAUUUGGGUGUGUAUUUGUUCAUUGGGUUUUUAGUUUCCUUCCAAACCCACACUUAAAUAAUGAGGCAUCAUUAGCAAUCUCUACAGUCUGUUUGGCCACCCUGUAUAUAAGCACAUACUGUUCAACAAUAAAUGACUGGAAAAAUGUU